UUUUUUUUUUCCCGGUGACCACGUGACUGGACAGAGGAGGAUGAGAGGAUUACGGAGGGACGCACAUAUAUAUAUAAGUGCAUCGCAGACGAUGCAAGCCACAAACUCGAGGAAGAAGUUGAUCUGAGCGGAGAUCGGCGGUCGCCUCUUGGGACUUCUGUGACGACAGAGACCCUCAGCAGAAAUGAACGCCGCCCCCCCUGCAGGAAGCGCCCUGGCCCCUGGUGGAUCCACCGGCCCCACCACGCCCAAGAAGGGACCGCCCAAGUUCAAGCAGAGGCAGACUCGCACAUUCAAGAGCAAGGCGCCCAAGCCAGGCCAGAAAGGGUUCGGUGACGACAUCCCCGGCAUGGAGGGUCUCGGCACGGACAUCACCGUGGUGUGCCCAUGGGAGGCAUUCGGCGACAUGGAGCUCAGCGACUUGGCCAAAUACGGCAUUAUUUAAGCAUGCCGCCUCCUGCCUUCCUAACCCUGACCUUCUCCUCCGUCUAACUCCCUACGCCCUCCUGCCUUCUCUCCGCCUCAGCUCGGCACGCCGCGAUAAGGCCGCCGGCAAAACCCCCUAACGCCCUCUCGUCUACCUACCUCAUGCUUCAGCCCACGAAGUGGACAGAGAGAAUAAUGAUGUUGUUAUUUUUAUAUUAUUAAUAUUAUAUGAUACUGUUGACAGUAUAUAUACUUGAAUGAGAAGACGAGAUCCCCCCAAAAACCUUUUCCCCUUCUUCCAUCUAAACCAGUCUGUCCCUGACUUCUCUAACCCCCCCUCUCCACCGCCGCCUCUCCUCACCCACGGCAAUGGACGCGAGCAAAAACACUAGCUAACACUAGCUUGUAUUUGCUUCUAGCUGUCUAUUAAAAAUGUAAAUACUUCGCUCUCUGUGUUUUUACCUCCCUUCCUACCUUUUGUAUUCCCCUCCUCGUUUAUUUUGCAUUGUAUUUUCUACUUCUUGCGCGCGGCACUGUUGUAAACACCACGGGAUCCACGGAGAGUGUGCACGAGGCUGUAACGGCGAAAAAACCGAAACGCUACGUACAAUGCAUUUCCACAGGAUCCAGAGGAGGAACUUUUACCUUUUAAUCCCGCUGUCCGUCAUCUCUCUGUCCUUGCUGUUACCUGAACCCCGGUUAGAGACAGUAACGGCCCGUGUGACCACACAGAGAUGUACUGUGAAAUGAUAGCUGCAAUAAAAUGUGUUUAUUUUUAGUAA
Mugil cephalus (flathead mullet) is the source of this 1208-nucleotide messenger RNA. RefSeq names its product phosphodiesterase 6H, cGMP-specific, cone, gamma, paralog b (gene pde6hb). Gene Ontology annotation, cellular component: photoreceptor outer segment membrane. NCBI's taxonomy places the organism in Eukaryota, Metazoa, Chordata, Actinopteri, Mugiliformes, Mugilidae. Gene Ontology annotation, biological process: visual perception; positive regulation of epidermal growth factor receptor signaling pathway; positive regulation of G protein-coupled receptor signaling pathway. The transcript has 3 exons. Gene Ontology annotation, molecular function: cGMP binding; 3',5'-cyclic-nucleotide phosphodiesterase activity. The record is from RefSeq and is a predicted model, not a curated record. Bases 185 to 445 code for a protein of 86 amino acids.